AUGCGUUCGCUGCCAUAUGCUCUACCGUUACUUUCGUUGUUCUUCGCACAUGUCGCCUAUGGUAUCCCGGAGCUGUCGCUCGACUGCGCCAGCCACGAUGGCAGAAUGAAUGUCGAGUGCAGCCGACCCAUGAAGCCUGUCACGACUGUUACCCCUGGUGCAUACUACAUCGCGAAAAUAGCCUGCCCGGACUGUGCUGUGCAAGAGUUCUCUGGCGAGCGCGAGAACAGAACGUACAAUCUUACGGAGAAGGAGAACGAUCUAUUCUUCAACAUUUCCCUUACGCGCGACCACGGUACGCUACUGCUGAAUGGCAAGCCAAUAUUUCCGUCGCUGUCUACAAAUCCGCAUCCACCGUACAUAUCGACGCCGCAGAUACCACCGAACUUCACGCGCAGCGAGCUCGCGGAUACCCUGGCAUGUGCCCGCAAAUGCCGAGACGAGAGCCACGAUUGCGACUGCAUUGAAUCAGUCACAUCAAAUACCGAUCUGGAUUUCGAUUACUACUCAAAAUGGUUGGAGUCGCACCCCGAGACUCAGACUGAGAAAUGGGAAAUUACGUUCGACGCAAUUGGAGGCACCAAUGGGCCACCCAAAGAUACGGGACGUGUAUUUGGGAGCGAUGACCAGUCAGUGCUGCGCAUCAUAAUGCAAGGUAAAGAACUACAAGAAGAGAAUUCAGGUGGUCACAAUCAGGCAGCAAGUCCUUUAUCCGGCGGCUACCAGGAGGCGGAAACACAGUAUGAAUAUGAGAUCGCCAGCAUCGAAUUUUCACAAAGACGUGCUGAGGUACCGCGAAUUGAGAAGCUUGGGUUGUGGGAUAAGUUGCGCCGCUUCUUUGGAAACGACAUCGUACGCUCGGAUGGCCACAUCGUCUACCUUGCCGAAGAAUGGGGUGGCUACGGGAAGAAUGGCUCAUUGCGCCAAGGCUUCGGCGUCGUGGUCCAUGAAUGGCGCUGGGACAUUGUCUUCACCGUCUUAGGCUUCGUCGCUCUUGGCCUUGCCUGCUUAUGGUUCUCCUGGUGGCUAUUCUUUGCGGUUAAGAGCCAGAGAGAGCUCGCGCGAUGGGACGGUAUGGACCAAGUCUGGGCACGCAUGCGGCGGGAUGGAGGUGACGAGGAGGAUGCACAGUUGCUAGCCGGUGGAUAUACAGACGAGAACGCCUACAGGGACAGAGAGAGCAGAGACGAAGGGUAUCGAGAUGAGCCUGAGGACAGUCCGCCUUCGUACUCGGAUGAGAUUCAGACGAACAAGCCCCUGCCGAGCAAGCCGUUGCCUGAGAAGCCGCUGCCUGCUGUACCGCUCAUCGAUCCAUAG
This is a messenger RNA of Didymosphaeria variabile, 1317 nucleotides long. RefSeq lists its product as uncharacterized. The transcript has 2 exons. Lineage: Eukaryota; Fungi; Ascomycota; Dothideomycetes; Pleosporales; Didymosphaeriaceae. The record is from RefSeq and is a predicted model, not a curated record. The coding region runs from base 1 to 1317 and encodes 438 amino acids.